GCGUCUGAGACGAAUCACACAGACGUUGAGUAUUUUUAACGAUGUGUGAGAGCCGGACAACUUGUAGCCAUGGGAGCUGCGUAAAGUUGCGCGCGCAUCUUCGCUUCUGUGCGUAAAUGAGCUCUAUGGAGUGUGUGAGAGGAGAGUUUGCGAGUGCCGGCGAGGCCGGGUCGCAGCGGCGUAUUACAGCGGCAAAAAGUAAGGAAGUUUAAGGUGUUUGCUGGAAAAAUCAUUAAGUGCCAGUCCGCCAUUCGCGAUUCGAAUCUGAUCAGUCGCGAGUAUUUUGUACGCAACAACGCAAACGAGGCGAGUUGCAGAGAGCGUCGGGAUCCCGUAGAAGAGUUAAAGCAGCGGGAGGUGAAGGAGGGGGAUUAACUACACAGUCUACACACUGCUGCCGGAACGAAACGAACGCCGGUAGCACCGAGCGCAGCGCAUGCACGGUUUUGACGUCGGGAGAGACUAUUUCGGCGUUGACAAGGACAUCCACGGCAUGGAAUGGACCAGAGACAAGACCCUGGAGCUCCUUCACGCCUACCAGGAGAGGCGAAUGCUCUGGGAUUGGGGCGCCAGGGGAUACAGAGACAGGACAAAGCGGCGCAGGGCGAUCCAGGAACUCGCCGACAUGCUCAACUGCAACACCCUUGAAAUCGAGAAGAAGAUUACUAAUCUCAAGUGUCAGUACUCCCGAGAAGUUCACAAGAUACAAAACAGCCGGGACGUCGCUACUGGACCGGAUGAUAUUUAUGUUUCAAAGUGGUUCGCUUUCAAAGCUAUGCAGUUUCUCCGGUUUGGAACACGUCGGUACAGCAAAAGGAAGAAGAAAGUCGACCCAAUCAAGAUUGAGGAGGAAGAGUACAUAGUGAGCGACAUCGAUCCUGAAAGUAUCGCAUUUCACGGCUGUGACGACGGUACAAAUGGUUCAGCGACAGGGUCUGUGAUAAACGCAUCGCUCAGCGAGGAUGCUGAAGAGUCAUUUUUGUCCAGUAUCAAAAUAGGGGAAAAUGACAGGCUUGGAUUGACAAUGAAGGACGAAAGAUCGAUAGAUCCGAAUGAUGAGGAAAUGAACGCUGAAGGACACAACGAUGAGGAUUGGAAAAUCAAGGAGGACUACGUAAAGUUUGGCGAGAGUAUCGCUGCUCAGCUUGCUCAAGUGCCGGACUCCUAUUCCAGAUCCGUGGCAAAGCUCAGGAUCAAUCAGAUCCUCUUUGAAGCUGAGAUUGGUGUUUAUGCGCAAACUAGGUCUUGAAUGGAAUGAAAGGCAAAUCGUAAUUUUAUUUCCCAUUCGCUUAGCCUCAGAGUUGCCUGUGAAAAAGAGAAUGAAAAAUUAUUGAAUUUGAUUAAACACUCAUGUGUGUCGUAUCAUAGAUUGCGGACAAUUCAUGUGGUUGAAGAACAAAUUAUGAAUCUUCUGUUGACAAAUGCGAUUUGGCAACUUUUAAACACGCUGUUCAUGUUCAGUGAUAUAACAGAUAUUUUAUUAUAAGCUUGAAUUUUACACAGCUGGAGAAGUGAAAUUUAGGAUAGUCUCAUUGUACUUCAGGUCAAAGAGACCUACUACUAGGACAUUCGUCUCGCCUUUUACAAGAAAACUUAUAUUCACGUAAAAUCAUUGUUAUAGGUAUAUGAUGAAAGGCUGAUUGACAUUAAAUUAUAGAUUAAGGAUUCUCGUAUUACUUACGAAAACGAAACAUUACAAUACGUAUUUUUUAUCAGUGUAAUGUACAGAUUGUUUCCUUAUGUAACAGUAUUUCUAAUUCGUAAGAUUGUUUUUAUUCGUACUUAUAAAGUAUACCACGUAGGGCAUUGAAGGUGAAUAUUCAGCAGGCCCUUGACUUUUUGAAUACAUCUUCAAUUGCCUGCAAAUAAACAAGAAUGUAUUAUCCGAUAAUAUUCGCGUAAAUUGAGGUAUCUACUUGAUUCUAUAAUUUAUCGCAGACACGAUUGUUUGAAUUCUAAUAUUUUAUUUUACAAAGAUUUUCAAUCGUGUUUAUGGUAAAUUAAUUACUUACUCUGCUGUUCUGAGAAAGACUUGCUCCACUGCAUAGUUUAUAGGUAUAUUAUCGAAAAAAAUGAAGGGGGUGAAAUUGUAUUAUGUAAAUCAGUCACACGAAAUGCUGUAAAAGUCACGUGACAGUUAGUUUUUAUUCUUCCUAGCUACAACAGCUACAUGGUAAAGUGUAACAAUGUGAGAAGAUACACUUUCUCAAACUUAUACCAUUACAAUCGUACUUUGUUAAAAACCGGUGAUCAGAACGAUCUUCUAGUGUUGUGAUAACUGAUAAGUAUAAUAUAGUCGUAAAAUAUAUUAAAAGUUCGAUUUAAUGAAAUAUUACGAAAAACACAAAAAACAAAUCCUUCAACUUUGAUGUCGAACAUAAAUAGUAAUACCUAUGUAGAUAUGUAGUUUACGCACGUAAGGCAGAACUACCCUCUACAUAAUUAUAAUCAAAACCUUAAAGACAUUUUUACGACAGUGCUGCGUCUUCGAAAGAAGAUUUGGCCAUUUUUGUACCAAUUUAUAUAUGGACCUUUUAAACUUACAUAAAAUGAUGAAUUUAUUGUUAGGUUAAUUUGUGCACAAUAUUUUGUUUUUGAAUAAAUAUUUACACCGAAUA
Messenger RNA from Neodiprion virginianus, 2618 nucleotides. RefSeq lists its product as uncharacterized. The record is from RefSeq and is a predicted model, not a curated record. NCBI's taxonomy places the organism in Eukaryota, Metazoa, Arthropoda, Insecta, Hymenoptera, Diprionidae. The transcript is spliced from 2 exons. Bases 437 to 1249 code for a protein of 270 amino acids.